Molecule: messenger RNA, 5420 nt
Organism: Sinocyclocheilus anshuiensis
Lineage: Eukaryota; Metazoa; Chordata; Actinopteri; Cypriniformes; Cyprinidae
Product: zinc finger CCCH domain-containing protein 13-like
Exons: 21
Coding region: 178-5331 (1717 amino acids)
Molecular function (GO): metal ion binding
Source: RefSeq, a predicted model, not a curated record
CCUCCUCUCCUCAGUGCUUCGGGAAGCUGUGUGUGCGGAGUUUACGCUCUCUCGCAAGCACCAUGACGGCGGCUAAGAGGAAGGCCGCUUUGCAAGAUUUUUGCAUGUGAUUAGGAGGUUCUCUCCAACAGUCUGUGAAACUGGACUUGACGCAUCUUUCAUUUUCGGCCCUGCAGAAUGUCCAAAAUCAGGCGGAAGGUUACAGUGGAGAAUUCGAAGACCAUAUCGGACAGCAGCAGUAGCACGACCACCCCCUCCCGCAGGCCCAGCGUGUUUGAGAGACUCGGACCCAGCACGGCCAGUAAUGCAGCAGAGACUCAUUGUAGAAACUGGUUAAAGACUGGGAACUGCAGUUACGGUAACACGUGUCGAUACACACAUGGAACCCCAUCACGAGGAAAAGGCUUCUCUGGAACAUUCAACAGGUCAGCUGAGAGGCACACUGGGGAUCUCCGGGAGAGGAUGAAGAAUAAGAGACAGGAUGUAGAUGGUGACACUCAGAAAAGAGAUACAGACGAACCCACUUCACCCAUAACCAGACAGCGAGAUUCAUCCCGAGGCAGACGCAGAGAGAAAGAGGAUAUUAAAAUCACAAAGGAACGCACUCCAGCUAGUGAGGAAGAGACCGCAGAUUGGGAAGCCAGUCGUGAAGAUUCCGAUAACGGUGAUUACGAGUUAUCUCUUGAGAUGAAGAGACAGAAGAUUCAGCGAGAGCUGAUGAAGCUGGAACAGGAGAACAUGGACAAACGAGAAGAGAUUUUCAUCAAGAAAGAGGACCCAGUCCCUAAGACCAGGACGAGUAAUACUUCAAAGGAUAGGGCUUCCCCUGAGCACAGUAGUUCUAAGGGGUCACCCUUGUCGCGUAAAUCCAGCUCACCCAAACAUAGAGCAGGGAAGGGUGGGAACUCCAGCAAGAAAGAGAAGAAGUCCUCCACUUCCUCAGUCAUCUCCUCUCCAGUGUCUGACCAGACCAGGGCAGAGGAGACAGACAGCAGGUCAUCUAAGAGUGGCCAUGGCAAAAGAAAAGGGCCACGAACGCCCAGUCCUCCACCACCUGUCCCUGUGGAGAACCCAGUGACUGGGAAGAAGCACAAAAAUAAACACAAGAACAAGGAGAAAUGUGAAGACAAACUUAAAGAAGGCAAAGAACGAGGACGAGAUACGGAGAAACACAAAGAGAAAAAGGAAAAACGCAGGGAUCGGUCAGAUAGUUCCCAUAAAGCCAAACGCUCAAUAACAUCAGAGGAACGUUCUGGAAGUCUUUCCCCACCCUCCAGGGAAGCGUCACCCCCAGCCAGAAGGAGGUCAUCCUCCCCUAAAUCCACUUCCCAAAAACAGUCCUCGCAGCAGAGAACCCCAUCUCCUCGCCACAGACGGAGUUCUAUCUCUCCUCUUUACCGAGACCUUCCUCCUCCAUCCUCAUCCUCACCACCUCCCACUCACUCCUCACGCCGCUCCCGCUCUCCGCUCACCCCGCAGAGAGACCCUUCACCGACACCCGUCCCUCGCAGUUCCAGCCCCAGUGCCCGCCACCGCUCCCAGGGCGGGGAGAGGGGGAGAUCAGAGCGAGACAGGAGUCCCGCACUGCAAGAGAGACGGCAUGAGUGCAGAGAUGAGAGCCGCGGAAAGCGAGAGAAAGACAGCAGCCGUGAUGAGCGAGACUAUGAGAUUGAGCAGAGCUCUUCUCGAGAUGACCGUGAUGCCAGGGAUGGCCGAGACCGGCGUGGUGAACGGGAUAGAAGAGAUGUCCGGGAAGAGCGCCAGCACCGCGGGGAGGCCAAAGACACUCGGGAUACCCGCGCAGGAGAACCGCGAGACCGCUCCGGACGAGAAUCCCUGGAGCAUAGAGAGAGAGACCGGGAACGAGAGCGAGAACGAAAUGAAACGACAGCCCAGGAGGAAAGGAAUUAUGGAAGAGGACAUGGAAGGGAGGAAUUGAGAAAUGACAGUAGAGUGGACAACAGGAACGAAUCUCGGGCUGAAAGAACAGGCAGAGACAGGGGCCGUGGGGAUGCCACAGAGAAAGGUUCUGUUCGUGGUGGUAGAGCGUCACAGGCUGACACUAGCAGUGCUAGCGGGCAUGACAGCUGGGAGUCCCGCAGCAGUGGUCUGAGAGAGAGGAGCUCAGAGAGAAACACUGAUCGUGAUCGCUACGAUAAUGACAGACAGAGAGGGGAACAGCCCAGAGAUGAACGGCGGGGAGGACAUGUAGAGAGAGACCGCCGUGACAUCAGAGAAAGAGAACCAAGAGCGUCCACUCCUGUCCGCCAGCAAAACCGCGGUGAGGACCUUGAUCGUGAAGAGAGAAAAGAUGAUCGAAGAGAUGAAAGACGUGAUGACCGCAUGCGUGAGAGAGAGAAGGACAGGGAUAGAGAAAGAGAGAGGGAACGGGAAAGAGAGAAGGAGAGAGAGAGGGAGAAAGAACGGGAAAGAGAGGCUGAAAGAGAACGUGAAAGAGCCAAGGAGAGAGAGCGGGAGAGAGAGAGGGAAAAAGAGCGAGAGAGGGAGAGGGAGGAGAGAGAAAGAGAGCGGGAAAGAGAAAGAGAGGAGCGGGAAAGGGAGAGAGAAGAGCGGGAGAAAGAAAGGGAACGAGAGAGGAAGGAGAGGGAACGGGAAAGGGAGCAAAGAGAGAGGGAAAGGCAGAGGGAGUGGGAUGAGAGAGAAAAAGGGAGGGAAGAGAGGCGGGACCGAAGAGAUGAAUCGCGAGAUGACCGCUCCACCCGAGAUGCUCAUGAAGAGAGAAAGAACACUCGUAAGAGACAUCGUGCUGAGAAUACUCCCAGUCCACGACCAUCUCCUAAAAGAGGUCGAGAUGUGAGCCCUGCAGACAGUGACGGUUACAACAGCACUGAGGAGAAAGGCGAUAAGCACCGACUGCUGAGUCAAGUGGUUCGUCCUCAAGAAACUGCCCGCUCGCCUGCCCACUCCUUUACUGAUGAUAAACACAACCGCUGGAAGGAUGAUGACCGUCGUGUGGAUAAAAAAGAAAGCCGUGGCCGACACGAGGAGGGGGAUUCCCGUGCUGAGAGAGGAGCAGGAAGAGGAGCAGAGCGACGUGAAGAACAUGCUCCAGACAUUUCUGCUACGGGCAUUUCUGACUCUAGAAGGGGAAAAGAGCAGAGGGACCUCCCUAAUGCCACCCUCACUCCUCCUCCUCCUUCCAUAGAGGACAGAGACUCUUUAUCAGCCGUUCAUGAAGAGGGGAAGAAAAAGACUAAAUCUCAGAAGAAAAAUCUGAAGAAGAACCGUAAAGAGGAGGAAUCUGGCGGGGGGGACCGUAGUAACCCCGAGCCCCCAUCCUCCUCCUCUGUAGCUGAAGCCCCCCAGGCUCUCCUGUCACCUCGCAAGACAGCCAAGAAGAAAGCCUUAGAAAGGAAGCGCAAGCGCUCACUGGGUCCUGAGUCAGAUGUAUCUGAGGAUGAGCUGGUCGCCCAGCGUCCCCUCAGCAAGAGGCGACGAGGCCCACGUACACCUCCGCCAAUCAACAAGGAUGACCUUCCUUCCCAGAGGGCUUUAAUGGCUGGACAGAGUUCUCUCUCUGCUAAAAUGGAUGCCAACUUCAGUGACUGGUCUGAUGAGGAUGUACCAGAGCGAGGCGAGACGACUUCUGCCUCCCUGCCAUCCGAUAGGCCUCCGGAGCGGCUGCUUCCCUCUGAACGUCCCCCUAGAAGGGGUGCACGUGGUGGCGGCCGGGACCGUACGGACCCCCCCAUCGCCCCGCUGCUCCCUGAUCCUCCAAUGCUGAUACAGUCUCUUCCUUUACAACCAUUACUGCCACAACACAUGCUGCGUAAACCACCCCAAGCAGACAUGCAGCGCAGCAGUAGCAUGGGCAGCAACCAAAGCCGUGCAUCUUCGAGAAGGCUACGCUCGCCCUCCAAUGAGUCGGCCCACCGUGAUGAAGGCCCUCAGGGACUCAGGCCCCGCAGAGGACUCAUGCAAGGUGGCAAUUCUCGGGAGAGAGAGCGAGAGAGGGAAUGGGAACGAGAGAGGGAGAGAGACAGGGAGAGGGCAGCGGCCAGUGAACAGAUGGGAGGAGAGAGGAAGUCGAGGAUUGAUCAGCUCCGGAGAGGAGAACCCAGUCGAAGUACUUCCUCAGACCGACAGGACUCCCGGAGUCACAGUUCUCGUCGUAGUUCACCAGAGUCUGAGCGUCAGGCUCGCUCCAGAGCCGGCUCCUACGACAGCCGUGAGCGGGAACGAGAUUGUGAUCAGUUGGAUCGAGAGCGUGAGAAAAAGGAUCACCGUCAGAUGCAAACUCAACAAACCCAACAGCGAGACUGGGACCCAGAACCUCGUGAGUGGGGCGGGCGGGGCAGAGAGCCCCUCCUCCGUGGCAACCGUGAGCCAAUUAGAGAGAGAGACUUGUGGGAGAUGAGGGAACGACUCUUACCUGAAGGGUUGCUGGCACAUGAGCGAAUGGAUCGUGAGCAUGGUGAAAGGGACCGUGAGCGCGAACGGGAAAUGAUGCUUCCGUUUGACCUUCAGGCUCACAGGGAACCAAAGAGCAGAUCUGAAACUAAGAUUGAGAGGGGAGAGUAUGAGCCUCUGUUACCCAGAGAAGCCCUCAUGGAUGUAGAUAAGCCAGCCGACAACUCACACCUGCAAGUGGAAGCAUCUGAACCCAAAAUGGAUAGUCUUGAUGAAGAGGAGGAUGGAAAGGGGGAUGAUGCACAGUCUGCUGUCUCAGAUGGUGAGGAGUAUGAGCCAAUCAGUGAUGAUGAACUGGACGAGAUUCUGGCUGACAGUCAAAAGAGGGACGAACAGCAAGAUGAUGAAAAGAUUUCUGGGCCUCUAGAUGUGAUUGAUGUAGAUUGGUCCAGUUUGAUGCCCAAGCAAAAACAGGAGCCCAGAACUCCUGGGGCAGCUCUUCUCCGAUUCACCCCAGGGGCUGUUUUGCUCAGAGCGGGAGUGUCCAGACGCUUAGCUGGGCCUCCGCUCCUUGCCAGAGUUAAAGAAGUGUGUUCCAGAGAGCUGGAAGACCCUAAAGAUGCUGAUAAACUCUUAGAGCAUGAUCUGGGUGCUCUGAACAUGGCUGCAUACAACAGAAGAAUGGAGAGGGCCAACCUACUGAGGAGCCAGGGUCCUUGCUGCAAGGCACUGUGUGCUCGCAGAGACAUUGCCAUACGUAGACAGCUCCUGAAAAAUGACAAGGGCACAACCAAGCAGAUCUACACCAGCGCUCCAGUGGUGGACAAUGAACUUGUGCAACUGAGUUUACGUCUCUUUAAAAAGAAAAUGGCUUCCAGCCUGUCCAGUGGACAGGAAAAGACUGAUUCAGCCUCUGCAGCCCAACAGCUCAGCACACCAGCAGAACUGUGCGUCUCCUGAUUGUGCUCAGUGAGUACAGUCUGAAAGUACUGAUCUCAGAUCACGGUCAUCUCGAUUAUUUUCACACACUGAAACUGUUUAAGUCAGUG